CUUAUGGCUCCCAUGUUCCAAAUGCCCCCAACCUACCCCCUAGGGCCCUGGCCCUGGCCCCGCAGGAGAGGCUGCGCCUUGGUACCACCACAAGUUCCCCCAUCAGCACCUCCCAUCAGAGAGGGCCCCGCCCCUGCCGGGCUGACUGCGGCCUCUGGUGACUGUGCCCAACCCAGCCCAUCCUGCCAGGGAAAGGAGGUGAGGGCGGUGGGCCCUUAGCUGGGCAGGGGAGGGUAUUGCUUGCCAGGUCUCAUUUCUGUUCCACACAUGUGUGUGUGUGUGUGUGUGUGUGUGUGUGCACGCACUUGAUCUCUGUCUCCUUUUGCUUCUCCCUGUCUGUCUGUGUCCUAUCUCUCUGCCUGUCUUCCUCCCUCCAUUUCUCUCCCCUCUGCCAACCUGCCCCACCUCCUCUGCAGCUCAGUGAUAACCCCUGGGCAAGAGUGUUACCUAAUCUUCCUCUGGUUGCCUCUAGCCUUCACCCCCACCUUUCUUUCUCCCAGCAGACGCCCGCCUGCCCUGGCAGCCAUGAGGCCCCCGUGGUGUCCCCUGCACGAGCCCUCCCUCACUACCCCAUUCCUCCUCCUCCUCUUCCUCUUCAUGGGAGGAGGGGCAGGGGCUGAGGGCUGGGAGGACCCAGGGCUUCUGGUGACAGUGCGAGGGGGCCACCUGCGGGGCAUCCGCCUAAUGGCCCCUGGGGGCCCUGUCUCUGCUUUUCUGGGCAUCCCCUUUGCGGAGCCACCUGUGGGCCCCCGUCGAUUUCUGCCGCCGGAACCCAAGCGGCCUUGGUCAGGGGUGCUGAAUGUCACAGCCUUCCAAAGUGUCUGCUACCAAUACGUGGACACCUUGUACCCUGGCUUUGAGGGCAGCGAGAUGUGGAACCCCAACCGUGAGCUGAGUGAGGACUGCCUCUACCUCAACGUGUGGACACCAUACCCCCGGCCUGCAUCCCCCGCCCCUGUCCUCGUCUGGAUCUAUGGGGGUGGCUUCUACAGUGGGGCCUCCUCCCUGGACGUGUAUGAUGGCCGCUUCCUGGCCCAGGCCGAGGGGACUGUGCUGGUGUCCAUGAACUACCGGGUGGGAGCUUUUGGCUUCUUGGCCCUGCCGGGGAGCAGAGAAGCGCCAGGCAACGUGGGUCUAUUGGAUCAGAGGCUGGCACUGCAGUGGGUGCAGGAGAAUGUGGAAGCCUUUGGGGGGGACCCAAUGUCAGUGACAUUGUUUGGGGAAAGCGCAGGUGGUGCAUCCGUGGGCAUGCACCUGCUAUCCCCACCCAGCCGGGGCCUGUUCCAUAGGGCUGUGCUGCAGAGCGGUGCACCCAAUGGGCCCUGGGCCACGGUGGGUGUGGGAGAGGCCCGCCGCAGGGCCACCAUGCUGGCCCGCUUCGUGGGCUGCGCCCCAGGUGGAGCUGCUGGCAAUGACACAGAGCUGGUAGCCUGCCUGCGGACACGGCCAGCUCAGGACCUGGUAGACCACGAGUGGCACGUGCUGCCACAGGAAAGCGUCUUCCGCUUCUCCUUUGUGCCUGUGGUGGAUGGAGACUUCCUCAGUGACACGCCCGAGGCCCUCAUGGAUGCUGGAGACUUCCACGGCCUGCAGGUGCUGGUGGGUGUGGUGAAGGAUGAGGGCUCCUAUUUUCUGGUUUACGGGGCCCCAGGCUUCAGCAAAGACAACGAGUCUCUCAUCAGCCGGGCCCAGUUCCUGGCCGGGGUGCGGGUCGGGGUCCCUCAGGCAAGUGACCUGGCUGCCGAGGCUGUGGUCCUGCAUUACACAGACUGGCUGCACCCUGAGGACCCAGAGCUCCUGAGGGAUGCCAUGAGUGAUGUGGUGGGCGACCACAACGUCGUGUGCCCCGUGGCCCAGCUGGCUGGGCGACUGGCUGCCCAGGGUGCUCAGGUCUAUGCCUACAUCUUUGAACACCGUGCGUCCACGCUCCCCUGGCCCCUCUGGAUGGGGGUGCCCCACGGCUACGAGAUUGAGUUCGUCUUUGGGCUCCCCCUGGAACCCUCGCUAAACUACACCGUCGAAGAGAAAUCGUUUGCCCAGCGGCUGAUGAGAUACUGGGCCAACUUCGCCCGCAAAGGGGACCCCAAUUAUCCCCCGGACCCCAAAGUCCCGCAGUGGCCACAGUACACAGCGGAAGCGCAGCAAUACGUGAGCUUGAACCUACGGCCGCUGGAGGUGCGGCAAGGGUUGCGCACCCAGGCCUGCGCCUUCUGGAACCGUUUCCUACCCAAAUUGCUCAGCGCCACCGACACGCUGGACGAAGCGGAGCGCCAGUGGAAGGCGGAGUUCCACCGCUGGAGCUCCUACAUGGUGCACUGGAAGAACCAGUUUGACCAUUACAGCAAGCAGGAGCGCUGCUCGGACCUGUGACCCAGGCCGGACCCCAUGGCCCCAGCCUUGCCCCCCGCCCGGCCCCUUAGCUGUAUAUACUAUUUAAGGGCUGGGAUAUAACUCGGAGGAGCCUCAGACUCUGCCCACCCCCCGACUUUGCCCCGGGGCUCCCUGUCCUCUGCAUGUCUCGGGCCCAGCCCCCCUCCCCGCGGUGCCUUCGCCCCUCUGGGCUGCCAAUAAACUGUUACAGCCA
Talpa occidentalis (Iberian mole) is the source of this 2584-nucleotide messenger RNA. It is a transcript of the gene ACHE, whose product is annotated as acetylcholinesterase (Cartwright blood group). Gene Ontology annotation, molecular function: acetylcholinesterase activity. Gene Ontology annotation, cellular component: plasma membrane. Bases 526 to 2370 code for a protein of 614 amino acids. NCBI's taxonomy places the organism in Eukaryota, Metazoa, Chordata, Mammalia, Eulipotyphla, Talpidae. Gene Ontology annotation, biological process: choline metabolic process; acetylcholine catabolic process. The transcript is spliced from 4 exons. The record is from RefSeq and is a predicted model, not a curated record.